Cryptococcus wingfieldii CBS 7118 is the source of this 2964-nucleotide messenger RNA. RefSeq lists its product as hypothetical. Bases 1 to 2964 code for a protein of 987 amino acids. The transcript has 3 exons. The record is from RefSeq and is a predicted model, not a curated record. NCBI's taxonomy places the organism in Eukaryota, Fungi, Basidiomycota, Tremellomycetes, Tremellales, Cryptococcaceae.
AUGACCGCCGACUACCACAGAAUGGACCGCCUUCAAAACGCCUUCACCAACUUGCGGACUCGCACCUACUCCUCCGCCGACACCCUGCCCCAGCCCUCCGCCGAUGAGUGGUAUAUCCCGUAUACUGGCAACCCCACACUCCCUCAACAAGACCCCCAGCGGCCGCAAAAGAAGGCGACGCACCACCGCAAAACAUCAUCGCUCGGGGGGAAUCUAAGGAGCGCAAUGUGCGGCGCAGAGAUGGAGGACGAUGGUCACGAUCGAAGAGAUGUGCGGUAUAAUCCUGCUGCUGCUAGUGCCCAGAGGUUCUUAUCUCGGAGCCAUAAGGGCUCGUCGCCAUCCUUCUCUUUUCCUUCAUCCCAGGAGUCGCUGAACCACAACCCUGCGCCGGUUACGCGCUUCCCGUCAUACACCUCCGUCCCCACUGGCUUGGAAGAGCCAAACAUCCUCUUCUCGCCCUUGAACAGGGAGCUGCGAGCCAAGGCGGAAUCAUCGGGAGAAAGCGUCCCUCUACGAGACCAGCCUACACUCGAAGAGUCUAGUGCCGAUAUCCGGAGGCGCACAGUCUCCCUGCCGAAUCGGUCCCAUCACAAUCUUGAUACUUACCAACAGAAAGAUGAACCAAGACAAUGGCUGGUUCCCUCAGCUCGCGAGCUAUUCCUCUUCCCUCGGCCUCAUCUCUAUCCCAGACCUAGUCAGCGCGCUCAAACUAGAGUUCGACGAAACAGUAUCGAGAGCUUCUCCACCACGUCCUCCGAUAACGGUGCCCGCGUCCUGGAAAAGACGCAAGCUCGGGCAAAGGAGCGUAACGACUGGGCUACGCUAGUGCAGCGGAGAGGGAGAAGUCUGAGCUUGGGCGGACGCGCCGAGCCCCCACCGGACGCUCCGAUUGUUGGCAACGCCAAAGCCCGGGAGAGGGAGAGGAGUCGGAGUCGGAGUCGGGAGAGAGGAAGGAACGGAUCGAUGUUGAAUAUCUCGCUUGGGGGUGUGCAAGGGCGAAAGCGAUCAGCGUCUCUGGGUAGCCGUUGGGGAAGGCAUUCCAAGAACUCUUCUGUUUCUGACAAAGGCGAGAGGGGCGACAACGUCAACAAUUUCGGAAAGGAAGAUGGAAGUCCGGCCAUACCCAAAAGCUUUGACUUUACGAGGUCGAAUAAUACCUUCAGGAGAGGUGGGAUGCCUCCCAGGAGACUUGGCGUAUCAGAUCCUAACCUCAUUGGGAGCUACCAGAGAAACAACCCUACCCCCAGCCUCGCCCACUCCCGAGGCUAUACACAAAGCCAUCCAGAUCUCUACAACACUCUACAUUCUUAUCACGAACCUCGCAAUCCUGCUGCUUCUGUACCCAUAGGCCGGACGCUGCACUUUAAGCAGCCUUCAGUGGCUGACAGAGGAGGUGUUGUAGUCAUCAGUCGGAACGCUUCCUCACGCUGGGCGUCAUCCAGAGCAAACAGAUCUGUACCUUUUUUGGAAACGGAGAAACCGCUACCCAGCCUGCCCACUGAGCAGCGACUAUCCAGUGCCCCGAGUGAUAUGCCUGUAUCGCCUACGGUAGACUCGUUGAUGUUUGGCAUGUCUCCGGCUUUCCGGGGCUCUGGCGAGUUCGAGGCAGCUCAAGAUGAGUGGCAGCGAGGACAACAGGAGAUCGGUGUGGCUGUCUCCCCCGGUCUGUGUCAUGAUCCGGAAGCAGAGGUGGAGCGGUCACAGCGGCCAGAAGACCUACGCUUUUCAGAUGGCUCAUCCAAAGCCCGCGACUUUCUCGCCAAGCAACAAAAACUUGCUCGGAUGCGCAAGGCUUUCAAAGCUCCCGUGCAAAGCCCAGCAGGCUAUCGAAGACCGGGGCCCAUCAGCCCUCACGUGCUCAGUCCGCUGUAUGCUUCGACAACCUCGAAUGGUGACUCGUCCAGGGCAGCAAACGACUCUUCUGGCCUUUUGCCCAGUGCGCCUUCUCCCGCUUCUUCUGCAAAGAUUCAGAUCCGCCAGCCGACGAUAGAAGAGAGGGGCCACAGCCGGUCUACGAGUGUCGGGGUGAUCGAAGGGCAGGGCAAAGACCCACAAGCGCUGACGGCUGAGAGACCGUGGUCGGGAUCAGAUUUGGAGCUGAAGAGCAAGCAUGGAUCGAGGCCUAGUACGGCCGAACAUCGUACGAGAUCGAGUGGGAUAUCGACGGUCCAGGAUGAGGAGGAUUUCCAUGGAUUGUUCUUCAGAACACCGCACGACGCUCAAUCUACCCCCAGCCUGCCAUCCGGCAAUCUGUUCCCUCCUCUACCGCCUCUACCACCAAUGUCAUCGCGUGGCUCCAGACUGUCCUUUGGAGUCGACACCAUCUCCCGAGGGAACGGUCAAGGUCUUGCGCACUCUACCUCAGACAGCCAGCUGCGUCGGACUUCAGCUGGGAGUGACGGUACGAUGUUGGAGAUCAACACGCCGGAUACGAUGCUUGAAGAAAUCUUGACGCAAGGUUUGGAUGUUGGGCCGAGGCCGGUGACGCCGCCAAGGAGGAAACUCCUUGCGCCUAUCGCCAUCGAGAGACCUAUCGGUGUGACGGUGAGGCAGGACGAUUCGUUCGAGAGGUUACCACAUCAGUCUCAAGAUUACCAAUCCCCUUCCCGUCCCGAAUCGGGCACCAUGCCUCCCCAAAACCCGACUGUGUUGCCCUCCCCAGUCACCUUCUCACUUGCUCCUAAACAACCUAUCGUCUCGCACUCGCAUCAUCCCUUUGCCCACCCUCACAACUUUCCAUCUACUCAAAGUUUACACACCCCCCUUCAAUCAGGAAGGUCGCGGUCGAGGGGCGAUGGCUUGGCCGUGUCGCCCGCGAUGAGCUGGUACAGGGACUCGGCGGCGGUGAGCUUUGUGGAUGAUUUCCCAAGCCCGCCCGGUCGAUAUGAUGUGGGGGAGGAAGAGGGGGAGGAGAUGAUCUACAGUCCUGCGAAGAAGAGGACGGACUUGAGCUCGAGCUCAUAG